UGUGGACCGGUCCAUUGUAAAGAAGGGCUUGUCAGGGGGUGUCCUAAUUUCCGGGGCCUCCAUCAUCAUCAUCAUUCUCAACAUGGCAGUGCAAAGGCAGUCCAGAACGAUCAAGAGUGCAUUUCGGCUGUUUGUAGUCGUAGGGUUGCUGGUUUUUGCACAUGCAGCCUAUUCAGCAGCACAGCACCGGUUAUACCUUAGAAUAACAGAGAGGGAGUUCACAGGUCUACCUGCUGAUAUAGUAGUGCAGAUCAUUCUGGCAUUCUUGGCGAUAUGCUGUGGACUUGUCAACAUUGCAGGUGACUUCAGGGAAAUAAAGGCUAGCAAGGAACUGGAAAACAAGUCCUGGGAGACCUUUGGGAAUCAGCCAUCCUUCUACACAUUCACCCAUCGUGGCAGGGUCCUGUUUAGUUCUGUACCUGAGCUCGAGGACGAGGUAGACCAGGAAGACUAGUACAACCCAGCAAUACUCUGUACAGUUCACUUUUUCUAUGUGCUAAGAAGUUCGUGGUAAACCACAUUGUCAACACUGUGCUGUAAAAACUUGUUUUUUCUGCAAUCUUGGUGUACUUGGGCUGUUUCCACUUUCUCUGAGAGAGCAGAUAAAAGUAUAUAUCAAAGCCUAUAUUCUAUACAAUUGUGAGGAUGUCAUGGUGACAGUGGUAGGCAAAAAGCAGGUGCUAAAGAAAAGAUUCAUUUACAUGGCAACUGCGUACUACAUCAAUGAUGACUAGACAUCCAGGUAAUAAGAUAUGCCAAAUAGCAAUUACUCAAGCCAAAAUCAUAUCCAGUUGCUUGAGUAAUUGCUAUUUGGCAUACGUCAACUAGUAAAUUGAUCUGUUGAUUUAGAUAUUAUUUAGUAAUUUAAUUUGCUAAUGUCAUUUUGCCUGCCAGUUGUCUAAAGCCCCA
Molecule: messenger RNA, 909 nt
Organism: Branchiostoma floridae (Florida lancelet)
Lineage: Eukaryota; Metazoa; Chordata; Leptocardii; Amphioxiformes; Branchiostomatidae
Product: membrane magnesium transporter 1-like
Exons: 4
Coding region: 83-454 (123 amino acids)
Cellular component (GO): early endosome; plasma membrane; Golgi apparatus
Source: RefSeq, a predicted model, not a curated record